UUAUCAUUCCGCUUUUUAAGCACCUUCAAGCUAAAGCUACCUUUACUAAUUGCUCCCCUUCAGACAGUUUGCCCUGCAUGAGCGAUCUCAAAAAUUACUUUAAGUACAUUGACGAAAAUAAGGAAUUUUACAUAGAUGAACUUGCUAAAGCCAUCUCCAUUAAAAGUGUCAGUGGUGAUGUUUCUAGGGUAUCAGAAGUAGAGAAGAUGGGGGAGAAAAUGGAAUCUCAUCUCAGAGAUAUUGGGUCGAAGACUAUUAUUAGAAACUUGGGCCAGUAUACUCAUCCCAACGGAAAAACUUUAGGUCUUCCCUCUGUUAUCUUCGGCCAGCUUGGAUCUGAUAGUUCUAAAAAGACAGUUUGCGUUUACGGGCAUUAUGACGUUCAACCUGCAGAGGAGAGUGAUGGAUGGGAUACUGAUCCUUUUGUUCUAACCAGAAAAGAUUCCAAACUUUACGGAAGAGGAGUUUCCGAUGACAAAGCCCCAAUACUGGCUUGGAUUUGGGCAGUGCAGGCUUAUCAAAAGGUUGGCCUUGAAGUUCCUGUUAAUAUAAAAUUCAUCUUUGAAGGAAUGGAAGAGAGCGGUAGUGUGGGCCUCGACGAUCUGAUUAAUCGAGAAGCUGAUCAAUUUUUAAAGGAUGUGGACUACUUUUGUAUUUCAGAUAACUACUGGUUGGGCACGAGGAAGCCAUGCCUCACUUACGGCCUACGCGGACUUGUGUAUUUCUUUGUAGAAAUCGAAGGCGCCCAUGCAGACCUCCAUUCCGGCGUUUUUGGCGGCGUCGUCCAUGAACCCAUGACAGACCUUAUACAUCUUUUUUCGAAGUUAAUUACUUCCGACGGGAAACUUUUAAUACCUGGUAUAUCGAACACCGUGGCCCCUUUAACUGAGAAAGAAUUAGAAUUGUAUAAAAAAGUCGAUUUUUCUAUUGAAGAUUUUAAACGCAGUAUAAAGGUCGGAAAAUGCAUUCAGGAAAACCCGGUGGACUUCCACAUGGCUCGCUGGCGAUACCCCAGCUUGAGUAUUCACGGUAUCCAAGGCGCUUUCUCCGGUGAGGGCUCCAAAACGGUGAUACCCUGCAAGGUCACAGGGAAGUUUUCGAUUCGUCUCGUUCCUAACCAAGAGCCCGAGAAGAUCCAAGCCCUCGUUUCAGACUUUCUCAAAACUGAGUUUGCCGGCUUGCAGUCUCCAAACAAACUUCACAUCUACUCUCCUGAAGGAGGCAUGCCGUGGGUCAGCGAUCCCGACCAUCCCAAUUAUAUGGCGGGAAAAAGAGCCAUUCAGCAGGUUUAUGGCGUUGAGCCCGAUUUCACCAGGGAGGGCGGAUCAAUUCCUGUUGCCUUGACUUUCGAGAAGGCUACGGGGAGAAAUGUCCUCUUGCUUCCGCUAGGACGAGGCGACGACGGUGCUCACUCUGUUAACGAGAAGAUAGACGAAUCCAACUACAUUAAUGGUAUUAAGCUUCUCGGUGCUUAUUUGCAAGAAGUAUCAAAACUAUAA
Molecule: messenger RNA, 1499 nt
Organism: Zophobas morio
Lineage: Eukaryota; Metazoa; Arthropoda; Insecta; Coleoptera; Tenebrionidae
Product: cytosolic non-specific dipeptidase-like
Exons: 15
Coding region: 78-1499 (473 amino acids)
Biological process (GO): proteolysis
Molecular function (GO): metallodipeptidase activity
Source: RefSeq, a predicted model, not a curated record